Prunus armeniaca (apricot) is the source of this 666-nucleotide messenger RNA. Lineage: Eukaryota; Viridiplantae; Streptophyta; Magnoliopsida; Rosales; Rosaceae. The record is from the annotation of a GenBank genome assembly.
AUGUCUGCAGUGAACCAUCUCUUCGAUCUCCCCGAUCAGAUUUGCUAUGUCCAAUGUGGUUUCUGCGCCACCAUAUUACUGGUAAGUGUCCCAUGCAGCAGCUUGUCAAUGUUGGCCGUCACGGUCAGAUGUGGUCACUGCAGUUGCCUCCUAUCUGUCAACAUGAUGAAGGCCUCCUUUGUUCCCCUCCAUCUGUUAGCUUCCCUUACCCAAGAUGAGCAAAGAGAAGAACUCUGCUUAGAAGAAGUGGACAAACAGAACAACAACCCCUUGGACAUGCGCAGCCCAUCCAUGGUGGUUUCCAAUUCUGACAAUGAAGAGGAGGACACAAUCUCUAUGAAUCCCAUUGUUAACAAGCCACCAGAGAAGAGACAACGAGCUCCGUCGGCCUACAACCAUUUUAUCAAAGAAGAGAUCAGGAGGCUUAAAGCUGAGAAUCCAAGGAUGACUCACAAGGAAGCUUUCAGCACAGCUGCAAAAAAUUGGGCCCAGUUCCCUCCAAUUCAGUACAAAGGAGAUGGUCCAGAUGGAGAGAGCUGCACUAGCCAGAGAGAGGAAAAUGUGACAUGGGAUUCUGAUGUUCCUGAGGCCCAUGAAGAUGGCAAAGUUUUCCGCGAGAGAAAGGCCCCAAGGCAUUCCAUAUGGGCAAGGACACCCUUCGAGUGA